AUGUGUUUAUAUUUUGGAUACCAAAGAUGUGAUUUCUGUGGAGGUUGGAUAAAAGACUGGAAACUUUGUGAGGACCCUUAUAUUCAGCAUGCUAAAUAUUUUCCAGAAUGUGACUACGUAAAGCUAUGUAUGUCAAAUGAUUUAACAAACAGGACACAGCAUUUGAAUGAACAAGGUAUGGAUAAAGGCUAUAGGCAAGAGAAUGAUGAACAAGUUUUUCACCGGACAAGCGAGAAGCGUGAGAGAACAAAGCGUUCACGACGACCAUCGGAGUCUCUAGACUUUGCGGACAAAAUAACGGCAAAGAAAACAAGAAUAAGGCCGACCGGGGUAUCCGCGGAGUUGCCAGCAUUCACAACGACCUCAGCGGUUAUGUCAGAGACCAACUUUUCAUUUACUGCAAUUGCUCCUUCACCUGUUACUCCUGCUUCAGCAGCUGUGCAUCAAGCGGCUUCACCAGUGGCUCAAUCUACAUCUCGUGCUACUAUCUGUAGUCCUAGGACUAUAUUAUCAGAGAUCAUUCAGGAGCAAGAUCGUGUUUUGGAGGAGAACCGGAAGCUACAAGACAGAAUGAACUGCAAGAUAUGUUUGGACAAAGACGCAUGCAUUGUGUUUAUUCCGUGUGGUCACAUGGUUUCAUGCAUCCAAUGUGCUCAUGGACAAAAAACAUGUGCAGUAUGUAGAGGUGAAAUAAAAGAUACGAUGCGGGUAUAUCCCGCCUAACACCUAUCAAUCUUAAAAUGACAAACAGUUUCUGCUUAUUGGGGAGUUUUCCGAUGAAAUAGAUUGUGAUGCUCAAACGAGAAACAUAAUAGCUUUCACUUCUCAUACUGGCAUAUGGAUACACUAAAGCUGGUGAUGGGUGUUAGGGACUGUAACUACUUGCUGCGAUAUUGCUCGAUUCUGGUUGGUUAUGAUUUAUUUACUUUGUUAUCUAUGGUAUAUUAGCAGGGAUUUCUCGUUUUUUAUAGAUAUUUCAUGAACGGGAAGGGCUAGAAACUUGUAGUCAGUCUCACUUUGUAACUCUAUACAUACUUGUACCAAUAGUGAUACAUAAUUCGUGUAAUUGUCUGGAGAUCUCACAACGGCUUCUGAAGUGAACCUAUUUUUCGUAGGCUCUAAUAUGGCGUGUAAUGAGUUGCAGUAUUAUAUUUUCUAAAAUUAUUGCCUAUCUUUAUAUACUUAUUUAAUGUCUUAAAAUAUUAAUUGUAAAAUUAAAACAUUUUUUAAUGUGUUCUUAUAUUUUUCUAUCUUUUGAAAUAUUUAUUGUAAUAAUAAAAAAAAAUCUGCAGUGCGACAAAAUAUGUAUUCCAUGCUUUCAUAUUAUCUAUUCAAUCCUACAAUAUAUCUAUUGUAAAAUGAAAAUAUUUGUUCAAUAGAACAAGAAUAUUUAUUGUAUAUCACAAAAUAUUUAUUAAAAAAUAUAUUUUUGUUCAAUCCUACAACAUUUUGUUCGGUGCAACAAUAAUGAUUUUGACUAAAAAAGGAAAUAUUUAUUCGACUAUAAAAAUAUUUGUACGAUAGAAUUCUGGGUAAAUUGCAUUUUGCGGCAAAUCUGUGGCUAACUGCAGCGCAUUCCAUUAAAAAGCCAGUCAAACCUGACCAUCAUAUUUCGUGUCCGAAGUAUAGGUAAAUAAGCAUGCAAGGUGUUGACUUAAAACUUAGCACGUUCGUAGGUGAAGAUCAAACGUCAAGGUCACGAAUGAUCUCAAAGAUAAAAUUUAUGUUUAAUUUCGUAUUCGAAAAAAAAAACCCUUAUUAACCAUUCAUUCAAGGUAUCGACAUCUAACUCGGGGUGUAGGUAUGUGGUGAUGAGACGAUGUACAGAGUGCUGAAACCAAGGUGGAAGGUAAAAGGUCAAGGUCACAUGAACACUGAAAACAUUGAAAUAAUAUUUUGUCAUAUUGCAAAUCUUUUUAGUUUUCGUUUAGAAAUUUCAAAAGAUAGAAAAAAUAUAUGAAACAUUGAAAAAAAAUAUUUCUGUUUUACCAUAAAUGUUUUAAGACAUUAAAUAGAUAUAUAAAGAUAGACAAUGAUUAUUAUAGAAGAUAUAAUAUUGCAACACAUUACAAGGAUAAGCCAUACACGAACCCCUGGUUUAAAGCAUUGUGUACAGGAUAUAUAUCAUUCGAAAGUGUUAAUAUUUUACUACAUAUUCUUCAUGACAGCUCAAUUUAGGAUGACAACAGGCAACGUGUCUGUUAUAUAUAUUUGUCUGUGAUUAUACAUUGAAUGCACUAAAUAAAAACAGAAUAAUAUAAAACAAUUUUAUGUUUAAUUGGAAUAUGCUAGUUUCAGAUAAAUCAGCAUUAUUUGAAAUGUUUUAGGGAACACCUUAAAAAUACUACAAAUGCAUGUAUUUCAAAUACAGAUUGUCAGCAAUGUGAUUUUAAACAAGACAAGCAAUUUCGAAAACAAAAUAUUUAUAGAAAUAAACUUGAUACCACC
Messenger RNA from Mercenaria mercenaria, 2448 nucleotides. Its product is annotated as putative inhibitor of apoptosis. The record is from RefSeq and is a predicted model, not a curated record. Gene Ontology annotation, biological process: positive regulation of protein ubiquitination; regulation of cell cycle; negative regulation of apoptotic process. Gene Ontology annotation, cellular component: cytoplasm; nucleus. The transcript is spliced from 5 exons. Lineage: Eukaryota; Metazoa; Mollusca; Bivalvia; Venerida; Veneridae. The coding region runs from base 1 to 723 and encodes 240 amino acids. Gene Ontology annotation, molecular function: cysteine-type endopeptidase inhibitor activity involved in apoptotic process; ubiquitin protein ligase activity.